UGGAUUUUGUGCUGGUUUGAGUAUUCGAGGUGUUAGUUACAGUACAUGAUCUUGUUCAAAGUAAUACUAUCGUAUCUGUAUAUAGACGUAUCUUGCAAUGUGAAUUUAAGUAAACAAUGAUGAAAAAGCUUUCAAAUAAUGAUAUGAUAUGUUUACUCAAAUAUGCAAGGUCUUCGUAGUUAAUUACGUUGGUCAUAUAAAAUUCAUUUGUAUUUCCUAAAUAUGUUAAACGAAAUUACUGAUUAAAUUUUUUUUAUAACAUUAAGAUUUCGAGCAUUUGUUUUGCUUUAAAUUGGAUCAGGAAACCUGUUAAUUGAUCUCUGUAGAAUGAAUUAAAGCCAAGCAAUUGCUCUCCGAAGUAAACUUUGUCUUAUUAAAGUAAUUUUUUGAUAUUACGAUAUUUAGCUCGUCGAUCUGUAUUAACAUCAUGGAGCAGGCAGAGGAAUUUGAAACUGUCUAUUUUGUGACUGAGGAAGAAAUUUCAACUAGUUAUAUCGUAAAUGAUAAUGAUGAGCAGGUAAUAGUCCUUAACGAAGAUUGUUCAAUUGUAAUAAAUGAAGAUGGUUCUUUUAUUCAGAAUGAGAAUACAACAACGGAAAUUAAGGAUGAGAAUAUGAAUGAAGAUAGCCAAAUUCCAGAUAUUAAAGCUGAAAUAAAUAAGGAAAAUUCUAUAGAAGUAAAAGCCAAUAAUGAAGAAUUAGCGACAGUAGAACAAGAUUCUUCAGUUAUUGAACAAACUAAUUUAAAUGAUAACUGUAAUGAAAAUACACAAUUGGUGAACCAUGAUGAAAGCUCUGUCAUGGAUCAUGAUGAUAGUUCUAUUAGUUGUGAUAAUACUGCAAUGGAUGAAAAUACAACAGGAGAUGGUGAAUUAAAUUCUAUUCAGAAUGAGGUUGUUUGCUUGGAGCCAGAAGGUGUUGUUGAUAAAUUAACAUGUCCAUAUUGUUUUAAACAAUUCACAAAGACAGGCAAUAAGAUGAGGCAUGUCAGACAAGUUCAUAAAAUUAAAAAGCAAAUUGGAACUUAUAUCCGGUGCAUAGAAUGCAACACAAGUUAUAAACAUGUUCAAAAGCUUCGUGACCAUUUAAAAUCAUUUCAUAAAUUAAAUAUGGAUGAAGAGGAAUUGCAUUUUCCUAACAUGACUGCGUUUAAAAAGUGGAAGCAUGAUAUAGAACGGAAAGAGUUGACAUCAUAUACUUUGCGACAUGGAGCUAGGAAAACAAGUACUGGUUUGAAAUUCUUCUAUGUUUGUCACCGUUCUGGAAAAUAUGCUUCAAGAGUAACUGGUCCAAGACAGAGAAUGCUUAAGACUCCUGGAACUUGCAAGCUUGGAAUAGUAUGCACAGCUGCUAUAUAUUGCGAAGAAUGUCCAGAUAGUGUGAUUGUAAGGUAUUGUCCACAUCACUAUGGCCAUGGAAAGGAAACCUCUUUUGUACAGUUGUCUGUUGAAGAGCAAGCUGCUAUACAAGAUAACAUAUCAAAAGGUAUUCCAUUUGAAAGCCUAUUGGAUGAUAUUAGAGACAGCCAAUCUUCAACAGAUCAUUUCCAACUGUAUCUUUUAAAGAAGAGAGACGUUCGUUUCAUCAAUAAUGCUUACGCUACUGAUGAAUAUAAUCCAGGAUUGAGUGAUGCAGAAAGUGUUGAUCAGUGGGUUCGUUUGUGCUGUCAGAUGGAAGAUUCUCCUAUACUUUUCUACAGACAAGAAGAUAUUGGAAGUACAGAAGAAGAUUUCUUACUCAUCAUAAUGACAGAGUUCCAAAAACAAAUUUUGAUGUCAUCUGCUAAGCAAGUUGUAUGUGUUGAUUCAUUGUAUCGUAGGAAAGGUGGUCGCUUUUACCUCACUGUUCUGUUUAUUAUGGAUGAAUAUGAAAUUGCCUUUCCAGUAGCCUUCUGUAUCAGUAAUAAAGUGGACAAACCUGUCAUAUGGCAGUUCCUCACAUCAAUCAAAGAAUCCACUGGACCUCUGUCUUGUACAUAUUUUAUGUCAGACAGUGAAUCUUUUUAUUUUGAGGCAUGGAAGGAGGUCAUGGAAGAUGAAUCUAAAUGGCUUUGGAGUAUGUGGUAUGUAGACAACAGAAUUCGAGUUCAAUUGCGUGUAUUUAGAGGCAAUAUUGUGAAAAGAGCUGAGGCUUACAAAACUAUGAGAACUCUUUUAGAAUGUCAAAAUAAAAAUGUUUUUGAUUCCAUGUUCAAGAAUUACAUUGAAACUCUCCAGUCUGACCCUCAAUCUAGAAACCUGGGAAAUUUUAUCAUGCAAAAAUAUGGCAGUAAUGCUGAAAUGUGGGCGUAUUGCUAUCGCAAGGACAUUCCACUUAGUACAAACAUUCACUUAGAAGUCAUGCAUCGGACCUUUCGAUAUUGCUGCAGAGAAGGUAGGAAAAAGCGCUUAGACAAAUUCAUUUUUGUCAUAAUGAAAUUGGUACGAUAUAAAAUGUUGGAUCGUUUGAGUAAUAUGCUAGAUGAUGAAAAGAUUGAAUUGGCAAUUGAAGCUAUUAAUAUGUGCCAUCAUGUUGGCUUAGAAAUCCCAAGUGAACAUAUUUCUUCUUUGUCUGAUAAAAUAUGGCUUAUUCGAUCAGAAGAAGAGGAACAGAGUAUAUAUGUGAUGAGAGAAUUUGAGACGUGCCCAGAACAUUGUAAUUUAAGAUGUAGUGAAUGUGAUAUUUGUGUGCACAUGUAUACUUGCAGUUGCAUACACAGUAUGAUCAAUGCUAAUCUUUGCCAACACAUUCAUGCAGUUGUUUGGAAAUUCCUAACUCCUCAUUUUUCUCCACCAGCUUCUCCAAUUCAAGAAGAUAUAAAAGAGCAGGAGAAUAUUGAUGUUUCAGACAUUCCUGAUAAAUGUCCUGAACUUUUUGAUAAAGUCCUGAAGCAAACUCAUGAUGUGUACAAAAAAGUCAGAGCAAAUAAAUGUAACUUACCAAAAGAUUCACUUACUGCAGUUAUGAAAAGGCUAAAUGAAUGCAUUGAUAUUUGCAAUGGAAAAAAAGUCACUGAGCCUGUGGUUAAUAACUCUCCUCAAAAAGACAAUCCAGUUUAUGUUAUUAAUCCUUAUACAAAAAAAGAAAAUUCUCAAUCUGUCUUAUAUCCAAGUAAUUUUCCUGUUAUUUUACCAAAUAAUAGUAAAGGCCUAUCUCAAUAUGUACUUGUAAUACCAAAUAAUGGAACGACUAAUGUUUUGGCUAAUAAUAUCCCUAUUCGUCGUUGAAUAUUAUUAAAUUUUCUUUGUAUGUGUUAAUUCAAUUUCAUGAUUAAAGUUCAUGUAAUUGUCUUUGUUAAUCAAAAUUGAGUUUUUUACAGACAAUUAAUAUCAAGAGACUAAAAAAAGUCAUACACAAUACUUCAAAACAUUUUCACUUGCAUAUUAUUUUAUAGAAAAGAAAUGAACUGAAACACAUUG
This is a messenger RNA of Argiope bruennichi, 3397 nucleotides long. RefSeq lists its product as uncharacterized. The record is from RefSeq and is a predicted model, not a curated record. Lineage: Eukaryota; Metazoa; Arthropoda; Arachnida; Araneae; Araneidae. The transcript has 3 exons. The coding region runs from base 428 to 3205 and encodes 925 amino acids.